GGGCCUCAUUCAAAAUUGGGAGACAAAGAUUUGUUCUUUUCUAGGCCCUAAGUAAAACAAACUUUUAGCUUAUGCCCAGACCACCAAGAAGACACUCUCUCUCUCUGUCCCUCUGCUUCCAAUUGCUCUGAACGUAAUUCGAAGAAUUGAAAGGCUUGCAAUAAUAGCCCUUCAAUCAGCUUCAACAAGGAAAAACAACAGAGAGAGACUAUGUCAGUGCUUAUAGUGACAAGCUUAGGGGAGAUAGUUGUGGAUUUGCACACAGACAAGUGCCCUCUGACUUGUAAAAACUUCUUAAAGCUCUGCAAGAUAAAGUAUUAUAAUGGGUGUCUUUUUCACACGGUUCAGAAGGAUUUUACUGCACAGACUGGUGACCCAACUGGAACAGGCUCCGGUGGUGAUUCAAUCUACAGAUUUUUAUAUGGUGAUCAGGCUCGCUUUUUCAAUGAUGAGAUUCAUCUUGAUUUAAAGCAUUCUAAGACAGGAACUGUUUCCAUGGCUAGUGCUGGAGAGAAUCUCAAUGCUUCUCAGUUCUACUUUACAUUGCGUGAUGAUCUAGACUAUCUCGAUGGGAAGCACACAGUUUUUGGGGAGAUAGCAGAGGGGUUUGAGACAUUGACAAGGAUCAAUGAGGCUUAUGUGGAUGAGAGAAACAAACCCUAUAAAAAUAUCCGAAUCAAGCAUACUUACAUAUUGGAUGAUCCUUUUGAUGAUCCUUCACAAUUAGCUGAGUUAAUUCCUGAUGCCUCCCCAGAAGGAAAACCAAAGGAUGAGGUUGAGGAUAAUGUGCGGCUUGAAGAUGACUGGGUUCCUUUGGAUGAACAAUUAGGACCACAAGAACUUGAAGAGCGUCUUCGUGCCAAAGACGCACAUUCCAGUGCAGUUGUACUUGAGAGUAUUGGGGAUAUUCCUGAUGUUGAGAUAAAGCCUCCUGACAAUGUGCUUUUUGUUUGUAAAUUGAAUCCAGUAACAGAAGAUGAGGAUUUGCACACAAUCUUUUCACGUUUUGGAACUGUGCAAGCGGCUGAUAUAAUCCGUGAUUUCAAGACUGGAGACAGCUUAUGCUAUGCAUUCAUCGAAUUUGAGACCAGAGAGGCAUGUGAACAAGCAUAUUUUAAGAUGGAUAAUGCUUUAAUUGAUGACCGGAGAAUACAUGUGGAUUUUAGUCAGAGUGUUGCAAAGCUGUGGUCCCAGUACAGGCGCAAAGAUCAACAAAUGGGCAAAGGCAAAGGUUGCUUCAAAUGUGGUGCGCUUGAUCACAUUGCCAAGGAUUGCACUGGUGAUUCUGCCAACAGACAGCAACCUCAAAAGUACAUAUUAAAGGAUGACAAUGCGCAGCGUGGUGGAGGCAACAACUCUAGUUAUGAGAUGGUAUUUGAUGGAGACACUCCGGAAAGUCCAAGACAAGAACAGAGAAAUCAAGGUCGCAAUCCAAAUGACCGUGGAGUCGAGAAACAAACGAAAAAUAGGCGGAGUUCCGAGGACCCAAGGCAUAGGGAUCAAGAACAUAAAGACUCAAGUGAUAGGGAGAGGCACAGUGACAGAAGUAGAGGGUUCAGAGAGGAUUCAAGUCGAGACAGUAAAGCAAAUCGAUCCGGUGGAAGCAGAAGCGGUCAAGAUUAUCUUGAAGAGCGAAGGGAUAGAGAAAGGCAUAAGGACAGAGAAAGAGGCACAGAUGAUAGGAGAGAUCAGCGUGAAAGCAGAAAGAGAUAUGCUGAUGAUGGUACCUAUGCAGAGAGGAGGGGUGAUGGAGAUUACAGAAAGAGGAGUGCAGAUAGUGAUAGAGAUGUGCAUAAGGAGAGGCAAAGAAACGUAGAUAAUAAGAAUCAGCAGGAGAGUGGAAAGAGAUAUGCAGAUGAUUAUGCGGAGAGGAGGGGUGAUGAAAAUUACAGAAAAAGGAGUGCAGAUAAUGAUAGACUUGCGGAAAGGGGUAGUGACCGAGAGUACCGAAAGAGAAGUGCGGCUGAUGAUAGCCUUUCAGAAAAGAGGGACAGUGGAGAGUAUAAAAAGAGAAGUGCAGAGAGGAGGGAUGAUAUAGAAUAUAGAAAGAGAUAUGCGGAUGAUGACAGACGCAACAAGAGAGAUGAACCAGUGCACAAGAGAAGAAGUGCAGAUGUUGAUGCCUUUAAAGGUAAAAGGGAAGACAGAGAACACGGAAGGUAAUGAUGAGACCUUCAUCCCGAGAAAUGGCAGAGCAGAGAAAAAAGACUUGUACUUACUAUUCGUGAUGUAUAAUUUUGACCUCAGAAUAUUGAAUCAGACCCUUUUUUGUUUUUUAGCAAUACACUUCUCUACAAAAGGAAUUAAAUUAA
Messenger RNA from Prunus avium (sweet cherry), 2312 nucleotides. RefSeq names its product cyclophilin 59 (gene CYP59). The record is from RefSeq and is a predicted model, not a curated record. Lineage: Eukaryota; Viridiplantae; Streptophyta; Magnoliopsida; Rosales; Rosaceae. Gene Ontology annotation, cellular component: nucleus. Gene Ontology annotation, molecular function: RNA binding; zinc ion binding; peptidyl-prolyl cis-trans isomerase activity. Gene Ontology annotation, biological process: protein peptidyl-prolyl isomerization.